AUGCCGUGUAUAUUUAUUGUUACCCAUGGACCACGCUCAAUAGAAUUUAAACUUAAAAUCAGUGUAUCGGAUUUUCGUCGAGAAAAUCCAAAAUUAUUAGUGAAUUGUCGAAGUGAACUGCGUAAACAAAUUUCUGGAUUAUGCUUCGGUGCUUCAAAAGAUAGUCAUAAUACAGUAGCUGCAAAGAAUGUCGGAAAACCGGAAAAAAUAUUUAUUACACACAAUACUGAAUGA
Messenger RNA from Brugia pahangi, 234 nucleotides. NCBI's taxonomy places the organism in Eukaryota, Metazoa, Nematoda, Chromadorea, Rhabditida, Onchocercidae. The record is from the annotation of a GenBank genome assembly.